This is a messenger RNA of Paramisgurnus dabryanus, 801 nucleotides long. The record is from RefSeq and is a predicted model, not a curated record. NCBI's taxonomy places the organism in Eukaryota, Metazoa, Chordata, Actinopteri, Cypriniformes, Cobitidae.
AUGCCAAUUCAGAAACCUGUCGAGGUUGUGGCUCCUCUGGGCUGGUCCACACUUGAGGGUUGUGUCGCACCGGCUCAGCAGGACCAGAUCCCGCCCGCUCGGCAGGUUCGGCAGGACUGGCUCUUGCCCACUGCUGCUUCACAGCUAGUCCAGACCCCGCCCGCUUGGCAGGACCAGACCCGACAGUUCGGUAGGACCAGACCCCAACCGUUCGGCAGGACCAGACCCCGACCGUACGGCAGGUCCAGACCCCGGUCGCCCGGCAGGUCUAGCUCUUUCCCGCUGGUCUCACAGCUAGUCCAGACCCCGGCCUCUCGGCAGGACCAGAUCCCGCCCCCUCGGCAGGACCAGAUCCCGCCCCCUAGGCAGGACCAUAUCCCGCCCCCUCGGCAGGACCAGACCUUGCCCGCUCGGCAGGUCCAGACCCUGACCAUUUGGCAGGACCAGACCCGACAGUUCGCUAGUCCAGACCCCGGCCUCUUGGCAGGACCAGAUCCCGCCCCCUCGGCAGGACCAGAUCCAGCCCCCUCGGCAGGACCAGAUCCCGCCCGCUCGGCAGGACCAGACCCCGCCCGCUCGGCAGGACCAGACCCCGCCCGCUCGGCAGGUCCAGACCCCGCCCGCUCGGCAGGUCCAGACCCCGACCGUUCGGCAGGACCAGACCCCGACCGUUCGGCAGGACCAGACCCCGACCGUUCGGCAGGUCCAGACCCUGACCUUUCGGCAGCUAGUUCAGACCCCGGCCUCUUGGCAGGACCAGAUCCCGCCCCCUCGGCAGGACCAGACCCCACUGAAAAAUGA